UUAAGUCAUCUUUAUAAGUCCAGCAACAUGUAUUGGCUCAAGGGAGCUUUCAAAGUUUACCUCAGCUCAUAAUUUUCUUGAAGCCAGGCCCAGGAGUCGUUCUUGACUGUAGAGGGAAACCGCUUGUAAACAAAGAGUUUUGUCAAUGCUAAUUUAGAAAGGUGUGGAAUGGAUGGCAGAAAUGUGGGUGGAUCCAACUCUGGUGGUUCUGGAAGGCCAAAAUUAGUCAGAUCCGGAAUCUCUUUUCAGAGGGAGAACACACCUGUAUUAAAAACUGGAUCAGCACCAACUGAGCGGGAUGGACAAGCUGGUAAACAGAAUGUUGUGGGGAGCCUGCAGAAAUCACAAGAUUCUGCGCUAACUUUUCUGGGUUCCAAGGCAAGUGCAGUUGACAAUAUCUGUCAGAAUAUUGCAUCUUCCUCAAGUGUAGUAAGUGCUGAGAGGCCUAAAGUUCUUCCUGCAACCAUGUCUGAGGGGCUCUCAUCUUUAGUUUCCUAUUCAUCCUCUUCAACUGAAGCCUCAGGAUCUGAAGACAAUAGUCAGGAUGACCAACUUGGCAAUGUCUCUCCUACAAGUAAAAGUAAAUCUGGAAUUUUAAGUAACAUUUCACCUGAGACUUUGGUGAAGAAGAUCCAAGAUAUAGCCAGCAGUCAAGGUUCACAGGAAAUAAAGCAUGUAGCCUCUACCACAACAAAGGAAGCCAGUGACCAGCCAGUAACAUUGUACAACCCUGAAGAAAGUAAUCUUUCAAAGGGAGUUAUCUCUCAUACUCAAGCAGACUUGGUAAAAGAAACUCAAAUAACUAAUAUUUCUGCUACAUCAAAGUUUGGCCAGCAAACAGCUAUUGCCCCAAGAGCCACCUCAUUUCCUCCUGAAGAGAAAAGAAAAAUUAUUAAAUUAGUUAAGACAGAUCCUAUUGGCAGUUUAAUGAAGGGCACAGUAGAGCAUUCUAAAGAAUCAAAACAUGCAAGUCAGGAGUUGCAUUCACAGAAAGUAGAUGUGAUUAAGCAAGAAAUUCAGGCAGAAAAAAGUAAGAUGUCAAUUUUAUCUACAGAUGAAACAGUUGCGGCAGAUCAAGUAAAAAUUUCUGACCCUGUUGUUGUGGCUUCAGCAAGUCAGACAAGGACUCAGCGUUUCUUAAGACGUCCAAGCUCAGAUGUACACCCGGCUAGCAUACAAAACAAAGAGAAUACGGAAUUAAAAAAGGAAGAGGGACCGAAUAUUUCUUUCGUCGCUGCUGUGGAAAAAGGGCCUGAAGAUCUUCCUGUGCAGUUGAAUUCUAAUUUUGUCACAUCCAGUUCUUUGCAGCAGGAUAAUCCAGUUCUGCCUGAUUUAACCAAAGUGCCAUCUUUGCUGGAAUCAACUGAAAAUUUACAAGAAUGUGCGCAAUCUUCUGUUAUAAAAGAGGCUGACCAAGUGUCCUCAGUAAUAGGAAUGGAACAAGAUACAAUGCCAUUACCCUUAAAACAAGAAUCUCUUGAAAAACAGAAUAUUCCUUUUGAUCCCAUUGAGGAACAAUUGAAGCUUUUAACUGAAGGCCACCCAAUGUCAGAUUUGGAGACUCCAGAUUUAAAAGGAGAUUCUCCCCUGAAUAUUACAGCAAAGGAGUUAGUGGACAGUUUUGACUUGAAGACAGCAUCAGUGGAUGUACAUUUAAAGGAAAUGAAUGUCCAGAGAGAAUUAGGAUCUGCAUCUGUAUCAGCUACUCAGAUACAUUCUCAGACUGCUGUUGUGGUUCAGAAUGAGGGGAAACUAUUUGGAAACCAAUUGCCUGAGAAGCAAGACAGUGUUCAAGCUGUGACUGAAGGAGAAGCACAGAAUUCUUCCAUAACCUUACCUGUUAAGGAAUUUAAAAUGACUACCCAAGGUACUGGGAAUUCAGUAAUUUGUCCAUCAGAUGGGGUAAUUCCAACACAGAACAUGAGUAAUUUGGAUAUUAAAGGAGCUAGUAUUUCCUCUAUGUUACAAGAAGAACAGACAUUUGAGUCUGAUAUUAUAGGUAACAAACGUAUUCACAGCACUCAAGAUCAAGUAGAACCACAGGAAAAGAGAAUGAAAGUUGGUGAAAUGAUUGUAUCUUCAGUAUCAAAUCAGAGUCAGGGAACUAUAGAGUCAACUGUUAUGCUAAAACCUGAAGUAGAAAAGAUGGAAGUAGAUGUGAACAGUGCCCCAGAGGAGGUUCUGCCUACUUUUGAGAAACUUUCAGAAGAUUUAGCAGCUUCAAAGAAAAUUGGCAUGGAGGAAGAUAGUAAAACUAGUGUAGAUGAUUCCAGCAUAGCAAGUUUACCAUUUAAAGACAAAGAGGAAAAGGAAGAGGAAAUGAGUACUCCUUCAUCUAAGAAAAGACGUAAAAAGAAAUCAUAUGAAAGACCAAGAGGAGAAGGGGGCAAAUUCCGUAAGGAGAGGCCAGAUCCCUCUUUACUUGAUGAAGAAACUCGCAUGGAAGGUCUUCAUGACGAAGAUUCACAGGGAUCAUCUUCAAAGAGAGAGGUUCGACGCUUCCGCUGUGAAGUUAUAGUGCCAGAGAGUACUGAGGUGUUUACUGCAGACAAAGUGGUUGAGUAUGUUUGGCCUUUGGAGGGAUGUGGUGAGCACUACUUUAUCCAGGAGCAGAUUUCACAGUAUUUGGGCAUCAUGUCAUUUAAACGCAAGUAUCCAGAUUUACGCCGCCGCCCACUGGAGAUGCAGGAACGAGAUUACUUGAAAGACAAAGGCCUUGUGUCAGAAAUGGCUUGUGAUCUAGGCCUCACUGCUGUAAGAAGCGAAGAUGUGUUGGAUGUUAUGCUGAGUGAUUUUCCUUCAAAAUUUGAAGAAUUACAGCGUCUGCUGCGUGAGCGAAAGGAAAAUGAGAUGAAAGAGCGAGGAAAAGUGAAUUACUCAAUGGCUAAUCUGGAUAAAUCUAAAAUGCAAGAAUAUCUGGUGAAGGCUGCAGAAGAUUCAGCAAGGUGGAAUGUAGCUUUUAAUAGAGAGAAAAGAGAGGAACGAAGGUACAGCUUUGAUCUGCAAACCUUUACCUUGCAGAUGCCAGUUGGUCGUUAUAAAAAACUGCCUCCAGAAUAUACCAAAAUUGGGGCGUAUCCUGUAGCAGUGCUACCUGGGCAAUAUACAGAUUAUUACAGAGAGUAUACAUCAGCAGCUUUGAAGUCAAUGCCUUUGAACACUGUGAUGUCUGCACCCAUGCCAAAUGAUUCCUUAGGUUCAGAUGGUGCAGGUUCAGAUUCAGAGGAUGAUACACCUAUUGUUCCACUACCUGGCCCUGAUGUUACUGAUGGGUCAGAUAUCAAAGAAGAGAAAAUUGAAGGCUUGCCACAUUGUAAAGUCUGCAGUGGCACAAAAAAUAAAAAUAAAGGAGGAAAACCAGAACCAUUAAUUAUUUGCAGUAACUGUCGUUCAGCAAGUCAUCCUACUUGUAUUGAUUUAACGUUAGUUAUGGUCCCCAAAAUAGAAUCUUAUGCCUGGCAGUGUAUGGACUGUAAGUCAUGUGACUGUAGUGAUCCUGAUGAUGAGGACAAGAUGAUUUUCUGCGAUAUGUGUGAUAGAGGGUAUCACAUAUUUUGUGUCGGUUUACGUCGUGUGCCUAAUGGACGCUGGCAUUGCAAAGAGUGUGCAGUCUGUUCUUCAUGUGGUUCAAAGACUCCUGCUGGAAGUGAAAAUGCCAAGAAUGCUGAGUGGCAACAUGAGUUUAAAAAAGAUAAGAACAACAAGCAGUUGAAAUAUGCGACAACUUUGUGUGUUCCUUGUGACAAAUAUUGGAAGCGACGACAGUUCUGCUAUGUCUGCUUGAAAGUCUAUCGAAGCAUUCCCGAAGAUGGGAUGGUGCGAUGCUCAAACUGUCCUAAAUAUAUUCAUCGUGAAGGUUGCUCGACUAUGUAUGAAAAUGAACGGUUUUGUAACAAUUGUUACAAGAUUCGAAACUCCACAGCCCUAAACCACUCUCGCAUCAUUGCUGCAGCAAAGAAGAAAAUGGCAUCAGGUUAUUAGAUAUGUCAGUAUGAAAUUUUUAUAGAACUUUUUGCAUUUAGUGAUUUUUUUUUUACUAUGUGCAAAAGUUCUUACAUGUCAUUUAAAAAUGAAUUGUAUACAGUUCUGUGUGUAGCAUUAAAGUACUCUAAUAGUUAACCAAGAAAAUUUGUUUUAAUACAGCUUUAAAUACAGUUCUAAAGAGAACAACAUUUAGAUAUUAUAGACCAUAAUAGAAUUAUAUUUUUUUAAAUCACUUAUACAAUAUUAAAUUAUGAAGAAUACAAGACAGUAGUUCGUAGCUUGAGAAAUAAAUGUAAUGUAUUACAGUGUCAGACGCACAGAAUUUUACUGUUCUUGGCAUUGUUUGUACAAUUACAUAUUUGUCAAAGUAUUUAAAAAUUAAUUAUGACUUCUCUCGGAAUGAAUUAUUUUGGGGUACAAGUAUGUACUUGUUUGAUGCUGUAUAACUGUUGAUGGUUAACUGGCUUACACACCAUCACUAGAGUAGAUAUAAGACUUUAGGCAAGGGUAAGUGAGUAGUUUAUAAAAUGUUUUAUCAAGCUAUAUUUUUCUUUUUAUUUAUGUAUGUAUAAUGAUAUUGUGAAGUUUAUUUAUUAAUUUUAAAACAUUUAUUUACCACAAAGUGAGUAAUUAAUUUUUAGUUAAACAUUCAUGAUUUUAAAGUAUACUCUCAUUCCAUUUGGAAGUUAACUGUCGUAUUAUUAAAAUGAACUAUGUAUUUAUUGUAUUUGACUUCUAACUUAUGUUUAUCACCAAAAUUUUUUUAGUUCAGGCAAGGCUUGCAUGAAUUUUUAAGAGGUUUGCAGACGUCCUCAGACAUUUCAUGAUUCUUUAAACUUUAGAUCACAAGGAUGUACAGUGACUAUAAUAGUUUUUCUUAGAAAAUUUCUCUGCUUCUGUGUCAUGUUUUCAAAAGUCAUAUUGCAAUUUGAACUAUAAAUAGUGUUUGUCUUUAAAUGUAAUAGUUUAGGUGUUAAUUUUGCCACUUGAUUGUGUCAAAACAGUAUCAGAUAAAUUUUUUAGCUUGA
This is a messenger RNA of Macrobrachium nipponense, 5012 nucleotides long. RefSeq lists its product as uncharacterized. The record is from RefSeq and is a predicted model, not a curated record. Gene Ontology annotation, cellular component: npBAF complex. NCBI's taxonomy places the organism in Eukaryota, Metazoa, Arthropoda, Malacostraca, Decapoda, Palaemonidae.